UGUGAUCUGUGGUGCGGUGUAGUGUAGUGUUAACCCUUUAUCACCUUUUAUCAGAAAUAGAAGUUAAUACAGUUUUUCCCUUAAAAUAAUUAGGUGAAUGAGUUAAAAAGUCCUAUCCGGUGUCUACACUUAGCAAUAUGACCGUGGAGGUAACAUCGAAACAGAUUCAAGACUUGCGAACGAAUUUUUUGAAAGAGCUCGAAAAUCGAGGGGAAUGUUCAGUGCAUCCAGACGAUUUGGAGCGCAUUAAAUCCGGAGACGAAUGGUUGCAAAGAUUCCUCUUGCAUCAUGAUGCGCGUGAAAAGGAAGCCUACGAUAUGUUAUGGGAAGCAGUGGUAUGGCGAAAGGAAUUUAAAACAAAUGAAAUAAAUGAGUCAAAUGUAAAUUUGGAUUUUUUAAAAGAAGGCAUCUUUUUUUACCAUGGCCGAGACAAAGAGGGAUGUUUGUUGUUCAUUUUCAAAGCAAAGAAGCACGUCAAGGGGCAGUACGACUUUGAAGACGUUAAACGGGCCGUUAUUUAUUGGCUCGAACGAAUGGAAAGGUAUGAUAAAGGAAAACCGGUUUCUCUGUUUUUUGAUAUGGAGGGAUGCGGUGUAUCUACUGUCGAUAUGGACAUAAUCAAGUAUAUUAUACACGUAUUUAAAAAUUACUAUCCAAAUUUUCUAAACUACAUUAUUAUUUUGGAAAUGGCAUGGAUAUUAAAUGCUCUUUUUAAGGUAAUUAAAACGAUGCUUCCCGAAAAGGCGGUCGAACGAAUAAAAAUGAUAAAAAAACCGGACCUAAAGUCAUACGUGGAUCCUGAUCAGUCCUUAAAAUGCUGGGGCGGUAAUGACAAUUACGUUUUCGUAUUUGAGCCAGAAGAAAGAGAAGUUUCGCAUAAUACAACCAUUAUAAAUAAUAAAAAGGUACAUUUCGCCGAUGGAUCUCCGAAUACGGAAACCUCUACGAGUUACGCCGACCAAUCGGAGAGCGGCGGAAGCGCUUUAAAAGUAACGCCGGCCAGUAUAAUAACUUUCGUUAAAGAAGGUACCGAGCUUGUUAGCACCUUGGAACUGCACAAUACGGAUAAGGAAAUUAUAUUCUCGUACAAGAUGAAAACAACUUCGCCAGAGAAGUUUAGAGUUCGUCCAAGCGCCGGUUGCCUGCCUCCUGGCGGUUCGGCAACAGUUAGCGUAACUCUCUUACAUGGAUUUCAGUUGGGAGGACUGUCGAGGGAUAAAUUUCUUAUAAUGAGUAUGCCUGUGGAUAGUGUGGAUCUCUCUCCUCAGGAAUUAAUAGAACUUUGGAAAAAUACCUCAAACAAGAGCAUAUCUGAGCAUCGAUUGCGCUGCUCGCAAGGAGACCAGCUCGUCAAGAACGGCAGCGCCUUACCAUCCCAUACGCAGCUCGACGGCGACAAGCCUCAGUUAACACAAAUUUCGAACAAAUUACUGCAGCUGAGCAAUUGCCAGUCGGAACUGCACAUUGUAGUCAAACGCACGCAACAGCUGCAGUGGAUUAUGAUGUUUCUUGUCGUUUGCUUAGGACUCCUUACGCUAUAUGUAUUCAAGAAUGCGGUGUACGAUCGACCAGGAUUCUGUUACAAGGACAGAAGGGACGAGGAUGUCGAUUUGUAAACAUCGUGUUUGUUUAAUAAAAAAAAAAACAGUGAUUACUGGGUUUGGUGCUUGUUCUUGUAGAUUGGGGGUACUGCCAGUUUGGUUUAAGUACCCACUUUGCGGUACAUAUCUAUUUGCCAUUUAGGUAACGAAAUCAUUUUCGGCGGAUAACCUAAGGAAUACAAUCACACUAAAGACUGACCUAGUCUAGUCUGCAUAAUUCCUUGGGUAUCACGUGUUUAGUCCGUCAUAUCAUUCUGUUCGGCCAUACAAGGGGAGCAUAACUAAUUUUCUUUGGCAGAUUUGUUUGUAUUACAUUCCGGAAGUAUUUUUAUGUUUUGAAAGUUUAUUAUUUUUUGUUGUUAUUUUCUGUAGUCUAUGUGCAUGCUGUGACCUUUCUUGUGUAGCGACUGCUGAUUUGUAGCAGUUUGAUAGAAUGCGUGGGACCAUCACUUGAUCAUCUAACAAACUGAUUGGAAAUGGUAGUCGCUUUACUCAUAUCUUAUUAAAAAAUGUUUUGUUAAAUUUUUGUUUUUAUUUUCACUAAUCGUAUUCUAAAGCGAAUUAAGUCUGAUUGACAAUACUCUACAUAUUUUUUUCGCUGUGUAUGGCUACCGGUGUAAAGGCACUAAGUAAUCUGUGGACCAGUUUGUUUGCAUCUUAUUCCAUGUUCAUUUUAGGCAAUUUAUCAUCUCCAUACCUUAUGCACAUUGAUUAUUAAGGUCCACAUUGUAAAAGAGGAAUUAAAUAAUUAAUAGCUACUGAUACUAAACUAAAUGCAUAUUUUGUUCAUAACUUGUAUUUUUUAUAUUUUUAUAACAAUGUAUUUAGUAAUAUGUAAGAUAGAUUCUAUUUUAGUUCGAGUAUGCUUUACACGUUACUAAAAACAAAGCGUGUUAAAUUUGUUCAGUAAUUUAGAAACGACAAUCACUUUUGUUAGCGCCCAAUACAGCAAAUGUGUAGUGUAGUAGUUUAAAAAAAUGCAUCGAGUUACUAAUUGCCAAGAUAAUAUGUUAUUUACGUAUAGGUGUUGUAGAACAUAAACAUAUGUGUAUUAGUGUUCGUAUAUCGUUGUUAUAAUUUUUUUAAUUCAAAAUUUGCUGUACCUGGAAUUAUGCUAGAUUUUUAUUUGAAAAGUCGUAGAAAUACUGUUUAAGUUGCUGUUAUUCCUACUUAUAAUGUUACCAAUAAUAUUUAUUAUUAAAGUGCCUACACUAAACUUUU
Molecule: messenger RNA, 2822 nt
Organism: Photinus pyralis (common eastern firefly)
Lineage: Eukaryota; Metazoa; Arthropoda; Insecta; Coleoptera; Lampyridae
Product: motile sperm domain-containing protein 2-like
Exons: 10
Coding region: 138-1616 (492 amino acids)
Source: RefSeq, a predicted model, not a curated record